Messenger RNA from Exophiala dermatitidis NIH/UT8656, 3297 nucleotides. RefSeq lists its product as uncharacterized. Lineage: Eukaryota; Fungi; Ascomycota; Eurotiomycetes; Chaetothyriales; Herpotrichiellaceae. The coding region runs from base 1 to 3297 and encodes 1098 amino acids. The transcript has 9 exons. Gene Ontology annotation, molecular function: NADP binding; NAD binding. Gene Ontology annotation, cellular component: mitochondrial inner membrane. The record is from RefSeq and is a predicted model, not a curated record. Gene Ontology annotation, biological process: proton transmembrane transport; NADPH regeneration.
AUGGCACACAGCGGGUUUACAACAACCCUGUCGGCAAAGUUAUCAGCCAGGAGUGGCAUGAGUCUUCUGGAUCAAAUUCCCAGACUGAGUGUAAUUUCUGGUUGCACACAGCAAGUUAGAAAACGUGUGCAUUCGUAUUCUCGCGGCAGGAUUCCGCAGGCGGGAAGACACACAAGCCUUAUUCAACUCCCUCCAAGAGCAGUCACGGUCUGGUCGCGACUCAAGGCUGAUCUAACUGCUGGCCCGGUCCCUUACUCAGAACUCACUAUUGGUGUACCGGCAGAGACUCAUGCUGGAGAGCGUCGCGUGGCAGUGGCGCCGCAAAACAUCCCCUUGCUCCUUAAGAAGGGCUUCCGUCGCGUGCUCGUUGAGCGUGGUGCUGGCGCCGAAGCUCAAUAUGGAGACGAAGUGUACGAACACAUGGGCGCCACCGUCGUGGAUCGCCAGACCGUGUGGUCCGAAAGCAACAUUUUGCUCAAAGUCCGUCCUCCUAACAUCGAGACUGAAGUUUCCCGAAUUCCAGAAGGCGCUGCCACGAUCUCGUUUCUUCAGCCUGCUCAGAACAAGAGCCUGGUUGAGGCUCUGGCCUCACGUCGCGUGACUGCAUUCGCCAUGGACAUGAUUCCCAGAAUAUCUCGAGCCCAAGCUUUUGAUGCUCUCAGCUCCAUGGCGAAUAUUGCAGGUUAUAAGGCUGUGCUCGAAGCUUCGAAUCACUUUGGUCGUUUUCUGACGGGCCAAGUCACUGCUGCGGGCAAGAUCCCUCCCGCCAAAGUCCUUGUGAUCGGGGCAGGUGUGGCAGGUUUGAGCGCCAUCACGACGGCUCGUCGUCUGGGCGCGAUUGUACGUGGGUUUGACACCCGGUCCGCAGCGCGAGAACAGGUCCAAUCUCUUGGGGCCGACUUCCUCGAGGUCAAUAUCCAAGAGGAAGGCGGUGGAGCUGGUGGGUACAGCAAAGAAAUGUCCAAGGAAUUCAUCGAGGCCGAGAUGAAACUGUUCAUGGAACAGUGCAAAGAUGUGGAUAUCGUCAUCACAACCGCCCAGAUCCCAGGCAAGCCUUCGCCCAAACUCAUCACCGAAAAGAUGGUUAGCGCCAUGAAACCGGGUUCUGUCAUCGUCGACCUUGCAGCAGAGGGCGGCGGGAACUGCGAAGUCACGCAACCGGGUAAACUGACUGUCCACAACCAUGUUACCGUUAUAGGAUAUACAGACUUUGCCUCUCGCCUUCCGACCCAGUCUACGAGCCUCUAUUCGAACAAUAUCACCAAGUUCCUCUUGUACUUGGCUCCCAAGGACAACCAUUUCGGGGUCGACCUUGAAGACGAGGUUGUCCGUGGCUCUAUAGUCACUCACAACGGUCAGAUCCUCCCUACAGCUCCAAGACCAGCGCCUCCGCCAGCACCGGCCCAGCCACAGCCGUUGCUCGAAGCCAAGCCUGUCGAACUUACUCCCUGGGAGAAGCAAACGAGAAACGUGGCGGCGGUGACGGGAGGAAUGACUGCCGCUCUUGCACUUGGAAAACUGACCAGCCCGCUCUUCAUGGGUAGCAUGUUCACUGCCGGUCUAGCUGGGUUGAUCGGUUACCGAUCGGUCUGGGGCGUGAUUCCGGCGCUCCAUUCGCCUCUGAUGAGUGUCACCAACGCCAUUUCCGGCAUCGUUGGUGUAGGUGGAUUUUUCAUUAUGGGCGGAGGGUAUCUCCCCGAGACAGUGCCACAGGUGUUAGGGGCCCUUUCUGUGCUCCUUGCUUUUGUGAACAUCUCGGGUGGGUUCGUCAUCACCAAACGAAUGCUGGACAUGUUCAAACGGCCCACCGAUCCUCCGGAAUAUCCCUGGCUGUAUGCAAUCCCUGGUGUCUUAUUUGGUGGCGGUUUUAUCGCAGCUGCGAGUACUGGCAUGGCCGGGUUGGUGCAAGCCGGGUACCUGGUUAGCAGUCUUCUCUGCAUAGGGUCUAUUUCCGGUCUAGCAUCCCAGGCUACCGCAAGGACCGGCAACUUUAUGGGGAUACUAGGCGUGUUUGCAGGGAUCAUAGCCUCUUUGGGAGCAGUCGGCUUCUCACCAGAAGUGCUGACUCAAUUUGGAGCCAUUGCAACAGUUGGAGGGAUUAUUGGUGCUCUUAUCGGGCGACGGAUCACGCCCACUGAGCUGCCCCAGACAGUUGCCGCCUUGCAUUCGGUGGUGGGCCUUGCCGCAGUGUUUACCAGCAUAGGAAGCGUGCUCGCUCAUGUCUCCGACAUUUCCACCCUUCACAUGGUCACAGCAUAUCUUGGUGUUCUCAUUGGCGGAAUCACAUUUACUGGUUCCAUCGUCGCCUUUCUCAAACUCGCAGGCCGUAUGUCCUCGCGUCCAACCGUCAUCCCUGGCCGACAUCUUGUCAAUGCGUCCCUGGUCGCCGCGAAUGCCGGCACCAUGGGAGCUUUCUUGACCAUGGCACCUGGAGCACCUGCUGUGGCGGCCGUUUGUCUCUCGGCCAACACUGCAUUGAGCUUUACUCAGGGAUAUACCACCACAGCUGCCAUUGGAGGGGCUGAUAUGCCCGUCGUCAUCACCGUGCUCAACGCAUAUUCCGGGUUCGCAUUGGUCGCCGAGGGAUUCAUGCUGGACAAUCCACUCCUCUUAACUGUAGGAUCGCUGAUUGGCGUCAGCGGUUCUAUCCUGUCAUAUAUCAUGUGUGUCGCCAUGAACCGAUCCCUCACAAACGUUCUUUUCGGCGGAAUCGCCCCCAUCGCCCAGACCAACCAAGAAGUCAAGGGACAAGUGGUCAAGACGACCGUCGAAGAUACCGUGGACGCACUGGCCAGUGCCGAGAAUGUGAUUGUUGUCGUCGGCUACGGCAUGGCAGUCGCCAAAGCGCAAUACGCCAUCGCGGAAAUCACUUCCUUGCUCCGCAGCAAGGGCGUCAACGUCCGGUUCGCCAUCCACCCCGUCGCAGGCCGGAUGCCAGGCCAAUGUAACGUUUUGCUCGCUGAAGCAUCUGUCCCCUACGAUAUUGUUUUGGAAAUGGACGAGAUCAACGACGAUUUCCCGGACACGGACGUGACGCUGGUCAUUGGCGCAAAUGAUACGGUGAAUCCACUGGCUCUUGAACCGGGGUCGCCGAUUGCGGGUAUGCCGGUGUUGCAUGCUUGGAAGAGCAAGAAUGUUAUUGUUAUGAAGAGGGGGAUGAGUAGUGGUUAUGCCGACGUCCCCAAUCCAAUGUUUUACAUGCCCGGCACGAGAAUGCUGUUCGGCGACGCCAAACAGACUUGUGAUGCGAUCAAGGCUGCGUUGGAGACGAGGUAUAAAGCCCAGUUUCAUGUCUAG